Messenger RNA from Coffea eugenioides, 1501 nucleotides. Its product is annotated as renalase. The transcript is spliced from 9 exons. The coding region runs from base 54 to 1172 and encodes 372 amino acids. The record is from RefSeq and is a predicted model, not a curated record. NCBI's taxonomy places the organism in Eukaryota, Viridiplantae, Streptophyta, Magnoliopsida, Gentianales, Rubiaceae.
CGAUCCUCCUGUUACUGGAAGUCUGGAACAACACCGGCUCCUCGCUUGCCGUUAUGGCCACUAGUCCCAGUGUUGCUACCAAGGUUGCUGUCAUCGGAAGCGGAAUCUCAGGUGCGGUAUGUGCAUCGGCGCUGGCCAAGAAUGGAAUUUCAGUCACCAUUUUCGAGUCUGGUAGAGGCCCAGGUGGCCGAAUGUCUCAAAGAAGAGAAACGGCCGAAGAUGGGAGGGAGCUAUUAUUCGACCAUGGUGCUCCUUACUUCACUGUCACCAAUCCUGAGGUCGUGGGUCUUGUUCAGGACUGGGAAUCGAGAGGCUUUGUUGCUCCCUGGAAUGAAAAGUUUGGAUCUUUUGAUUGCACUUCCAAGAAAUUUCUCGUUAGCAAUGAGGAAGAAUCAAAUCAGAAAUAUGUUGGAAUCCCAGGAAUGAACUCCAUCUGCCGAGCUUUAUCCUCAGAACCUGGAGUGAGGAGUUGUUUUGGAUUGGGUGUUGGGAAGGUUGAAUGGUUAGAGGAUGAGGAUUUGUGGUCAUUGACCAGUUUGGAUGGACAAGAUCUUGGUCAAUUUAAGGGAGUGGUGACAUCAGAUAAGAAUAUGUUUUCUUCCAGAUUCACAAUGGCAACUGGAGGAAAACCUCCUUUAGACUUGAGCAUGGUACCAGAAAUAGCUUUGAAGGUCAAAGAAAUUCCUGUUGUUUCAUGCUUUGCUCUGAUGCUGGCAUUUGAACGGCCUUUGCAAUCGAUUCCAGUUAAGGGCUUUUCAUUCAAGAAUUCAGAAAACUUAAGCUGGGCUUUUUGUGACAGUAGCAAGCCUGGGCGUUCAAUCACUAGUGAACGUUGGGUGCUGCAUUCAACAGCACAGUAUGCAGAGAACAUCAUUGCUCAAACAGGGCUUCAAAGGCCUACUAAUGCACUACUAGCAAAAGUAGCUGAAGAACUUGUUCAAGAAUUUAAAGGCACUGGACUUGAUAUAUCUCAGCUGUUUUUCAAGAAAGCUCACCGAUGGGGAAGUGCAUUUCCUGCGAAAAGCAUAGCAGCAGAGGAGAAGUGUCUCUGGAACGGAAACAGGAGAUUAGCAGUGUGCGGUGACUUCUGUGUUAGCCCUAACGUUGAAGGUGCAAUACUGAGUGGCAUAGCUGCGGCUGCAAAGUUUACUGAACUGCUCGGUUCCUUGUGAGUUAAACAUGACUUGACUGGCUGUUGCAUUAACAACAUAAAGUCCGCUCAUCAUCAUCAUCAUCAUCGACAUAUGUCUUAUAUGGCUGAGGCAGGAGAAGAAUAUUUAUUGGAAAGAUUGUUCAUGUAUCUGAUUGAUCCCACAGAAGAUCAGCAGCAGUAAUUCCCGUUUUCUUUUUUAUGGGUGCCAGUAAUUCCCGUACUCUUGUUGUAAUAGUCAAUAAAUGGAUUUUUGGGUAAAUAUUGCUGAUUUUUUGUUCUGUAUUCUGGGUUUAAACUAGAAAGAUAACUGAAAAUUAGGAAAAAUGCAAAACAUUAAUUUUCUUUUUC